This is a messenger RNA of Ictalurus furcatus (blue catfish), 806 nucleotides long. RefSeq names its product short transient receptor potential channel 7. The transcript has 3 exons. Lineage: Eukaryota; Metazoa; Chordata; Actinopteri; Siluriformes; Ictaluridae. The record is from RefSeq and is a predicted model, not a curated record. Gene Ontology annotation, molecular function: inositol 1,4,5 trisphosphate binding; store-operated calcium channel activity. The coding region runs from base 126 to 650 and encodes 174 amino acids. Gene Ontology annotation, cellular component: membrane; cation channel complex. Gene Ontology annotation, biological process: calcium ion transmembrane transport; manganese ion transport; regulation of cytosolic calcium ion concentration.
AGCAGCUGUUAACUAUCUGGUAUGAGAAUCUGGCUGACCUGAGGCAACAGUCUAUAGGAGUGAAGUGUCUCACUGUGCUUGGAGUAACAGUAGGACUUCCUUUCCUCGCCAUUGCAUACUGGAUCAUGCCCUGCAGCAAGCUGGGUCAGAUUCUUCGCAGUCCCUUUAUGAAGUUUGUGGCUCAUGCUGUCUCCUUCACCAUCUUCUUGGGUCUUCUGGUGCUGAACGCUUCAGACCGUUUUGAGGGAGUAAAGAAUCUCCCCAAUGAGACCAUCACAGAUCACCCACGUCAGGUGUUCAGGGUCAAAACCACUCAGUUCUCCUGGACAGAACUCCUCAUCAUGAAAUGGGUGCUGGGUAUGAUCUGGUCAGAGUGUAAAGAAAUUUGGACUGAUGGUCCACGUGAGUAUGUCAUGCACCUCUGGAAUGUUCUGGACUUCGGCAUGUUGUCCAUCUUUGUCGCGUCCUUCACAGCUCGCUUCAUGGCUUUCCUGAAGGCAUCUAAAGCACAACUUUACAUAGAUCUCCAUGUGCCCAAUCAUGACAUCAGCAACGCUUCACUUCCUGCCGACAUCGCCUACUUCACAUAUGGUGAGGGCACCACUCUACAUAAGAGAUUCAAAUUAACUAUGGUGGGGGGAUGUCUGUAAAAUUGCUGUCAUUUUUGAAAGUGGAUUUAAUGGUGCAAUUCUAAGCUCUUGAGGCAUAUUGAGAGUUACACUAAUUUCCUGACAGCAGCUGUUCAAAUAUUGUACUGUAAACAUGUGCACUGUGUAUCUCAUAAUUACAAUGAGUUACUAUUUCAC